AUGCAGGCCACGGCAGAAAGCUCACGGAGUGGGUCUAGUAGCAGCAGUGCAUCUAGUCCACCACAAAUAACCCAAGAUUCAACAAGAAGCAAUUCCAAAGCCACCCUCCACAACUUUGAGAUUGAAUAUCCUCAAGUUACACCCCAACAACACGGAUGGUCUGCUCGUGUUUCCCGCAUUUCUCAGCCUUCGCGUCUCCCACCUCCGAUACGUCUGGCCUUUCUAUGGCUACGAGGACCGCGUCCAAAAGUUGAUCUUCCUGAUCCCAAGCCGCUGCUAGACAUCGAUGUCAGACUACGGGGUCACCACAUAGUGCUACCCAUAGAAUCCUCAUUUCUGAGGGCAACCCGAAUCCUAUCUAGCCACUGGUUGUUGUUCGCUGUGCUCGCGGCAGGCUAUAUCGUCUCAUUUGCCUUCUUCGCAAGAGCCCAAUUCUUCCAAACGCCAUCCGAUGCCUUUAUCGGCUGCACGUCAACCUUUUGGUUAAUGAACAAUGGGUGUGGCUUAGACGGGGCUUCAUGCGCGCCGUUCAACGAUUCGUCUUUCGAUUUUCGGUGUCCGGCCCAAUGUAGUGGUACCAUUUUGGCGAACCCGCGUACUGUUGGCAAUGAGAGAACGGCAUUCGUGCCGUUGAUCGUGGGGGGAGGAGAUGCAAAUAGAACCUAUCGCGGCGACAGUUUUAUUUGUGCGGCCGCUAUUCAGUCCGGAUUGGUCAGCAACUCCCGCGGCGGUUGUGGCACGUUGGAUCUCAUCGGAAAUUUCACCAACUUCCUACCCACGUCAGCCCAUGGUCUCGAUUCUAUUGGCUUCCCAACUGUCUUUCCACUAUCAUUCAGAUUCCGAGAACAAACGUCAUUGCACCACUGUCGAGACCUUCGCGACGAUGCCCUCGCGUUCAACGCAGUUAUCACCGCCUUACUAUUCUUACUACUCCGACCCAAACCUAUCGUGCUUUUUUGGUCUCUGGUAUGCAUUGGCUACUGGCAUAUCAUUCUUUUCUCUCAGCCCCGUGGGCCUCCUCCUCCUCUCGAUACCGCCUUUGCAACAUUCCUUCCUGCCCUAUUCAUUUGCUAUGCGUUUUGGAGGCUUGCAUUCAGAUUUUGUCUUCCAGCUUUCCGGAAGGCGCCUAUUGAAGCAACAUUCCUAUAUCUCGCUCCGUUCUGGGUUGGCAUCCUUGCUGGCCAGACAACGGAUCGACUUCCUCUACAACGCCUCACCAGCUCAGAUAUUACUAAACGCUCCGGAGCUGUCACGACUCUGGUCGUCAUUGUACUAAUAAUCGCCGCCAUUGCUCUGAAUCAGCUCAGAGUCUUCAGAAAAACUGGCUGGCUGCCUUACUAUGUCGGCUGGUAUCUCCUUGGCGGCCUUGUGACCCUAGUUUUGUCCCAACUUCCCGGGCUAAAUUUACGCAUCCACCAUUACAUCCUUGCAAUGAUCCUGAUGCCCGGGACCGCUCUCCCCACCAGAGUUUCGGCCCUGUGUCAAGGAUACCUCCUCGGCUUGUUCUUGAAUGGCGCAGCUGCAUAUGGGUUUGCUUCCAUCCUGCAAACUAAGGCGGAUCUCAGGCAAGAUGCUAUUUUCGGAUCCGACUUGGCCUCCUUUGUCACUAAUUCGACAAAUUUCAAUGCUUCCAUACCACUAGCGAACCAAUCCAUCUCAUGGAACGCCCCUCCAGCUGGUUGGGAUGGAUUUGCGCUCCUCGUGGACGACGUGGAACGAUACGUUGGGAGUGCUCUGAACUUUUCCCUCGCGGCAUUCAACACGACUUUACCGCACUUCUUCAGACUUGCUCUUACUUCGAACGGGAACACUGGAGACUUUACUCGAGCGGCUACGCUCUUCCCCAAUGGAACUUGGGUUGACCCUUUGCAUGGUGCUACAUGA
This is a messenger RNA of Mycena indigotica, 1884 nucleotides long. RefSeq names its product LCCL domain-containing protein. The record is from RefSeq and is a predicted model, not a curated record. The transcript is spliced from 7 exons. Bases 1 to 1884 code for a protein of 627 amino acids. Lineage: Eukaryota; Fungi; Basidiomycota; Agaricomycetes; Agaricales; Mycenaceae.